CAGUGGUGCCUUGGUAAACAUAGCACUUAAUAAGGUACCUUGCCUUAUACCCAUCAAUCAUUGCUCUGCCAUUUCACACAGCAUUUAUUUAUCAGACUUAUCGGGAUGUAUUAGUGUAGGAAUCGCCUUCAUAGGAUGGGACAGCUUACCGUUUAACAGAACCCCUUACGUGAUCUGAUCAACCUGUUGUGACGAACUAUGGAAGCUUGCGAUUUGGAGAAUCAGAUGUCCCGUGUUAUUGGUGGGAUAAAUCGCGGUUUCUUGCGGCUCGCUGCCUGCCACCUAAUGAGUACGUGGAGGGGUGAGAGUGAAUUAUUCGUCGUGUUGGACUGAGAGUUUAGUGAUCUUCCGCUUUCCCCUGUCCUCCCCCACUGCACGCGACACGUGUCUAUGGAAGUAGUCCCCCGCUGGGAUGUGCAGAUCGACAGCACGUGCAUGCACGUCGUGUACAGUUAUGUACCGCCGCCAAGUCAUCUCGACAUUGCUUUUGAUAGCCAUAGUACUGGUCGAUGUGGCCGAGUUGUCGCCAGAAAAGCGCCUGAUCAAAACCCUGUUAGCAGAUUAUGAAGAACGUGGGAAAAUGGGUCGCCCUGUUGAGCAUUUUAACGACACUCUCAUGGUCAACUACGGCCUCAGUCUCAUACAGAUACUGGACCUAGACGAGCGCAACCAGGUCCUCAGUACCAACGUGUGGGCAACCUAUACUUGGAGGGACAUCUACAUGCAAUGGGACCCUGAGAAAUAUAACAACAUCACAAAGAUCCGCGUGCCAAGCGGCAGUAUCUGGCAACCUGACAUAAAACUGUACAAUUAUGCGGACGAGCGGAGGGAGGAGAAGCGAGAUGCCCUGUUCGUGGUGGAAUCGGACGGGUCCGUGCUCUGGAUACCACAGGCCAUUUUCAAAAGCUCAUGUGCAAUAGAUAUAAUGCACUUCCCUUUCGACGUCCAGAUCUGUAAGAUGAAGUUUGGUUCCUGGACAUACGAUGGCAGUAAGAUCGACCUGUCCUUUGUAUACACGACUGAAUCGGGAUUUGACAUGACUGACUACGUGAAAAGCAACGAGUGGGACAUCAAAACGUCCUACUCCAAAAAGAACGUUAUACGGUAUGCAUGUUGCCCAGAGCCGUUCGUCGACCUGACCUUCAUGCUGGAGAUCCGCCGGAAGCCGGCCUUCUAUAACUACAUACUCAUACUUCCGUGUAUCCUCCUCUCAUCGCUCACAUUGGUGCUCUUCUGGCUUCCCCCAGAGUCCCCGGCCAAAAUGCAGUUGGGAAUGAACAUAUUCGUUGCGUUCUUCGUGCUGCUGUUACUACUGGCGGAGUCGACGCCCCCGGCCGCCUCCUCCAUCCCUCUCAUUGGUGCUUACUACUGUCUGAACAUGGUUUUGAUCACUCUGUCCACCUUCCUCUCCGUCAUUGUGGUAAAUCUCUACUUCCGGGGGUCGCGUACCGAGGUCCCUCGCAUUGUUAAAAAGGUGUUCGUGGAUAUUUUAGCGUGUUUAAUGUGUAUGAAAGAUCAAAUUCGCGAAAAACCAAAGUUGAAAAGUCAGGGACAAGUGAUAAAUAAAGACAAAAAUUGCAAAUAUGACAAAGUUGGAUACUAUGAGAUGCAGACAGAAGAGAGUUGGAAAUGCCUUUCAAACGGUACGUCUGGUUUGAACAAUGACCCAGAAUCACAACCACAGACGGCGCUACAGAGCACUAUCAGUGGUCUCGAGGCGGACGUACGGGAAAUCAAGAUCCAUCUGCGGCAGCUAUUUGAACGCACUGUGCAGCAGGAGGUAAAAGAGAAGACUGCCAGGGAGUGGAGGGUCGUCGCUCUCGUCCUCGACCGACUAUUCUUCUUCGUCUACCUAACGGCAAUUGUUGUGUCGAUUAUAACGACAAUGUAUAACAUCCAAUCCGGAGGGACACAGCACAUCCGCAGUGUACAUGAUAUAAACUGAGCAGUACUUGCACGAGGGCAUGGUGAUGGCGGGCAUUAUUUCGCUGUAGUGAUACUUGGUUGAAGAAGUGACGGUGACUGGCAUGUUCUCGACAUUUGUUGAGGACUUGGUGGUGGCGGGCAUAUUCUCGCUGUAGUGGUACUUUGUUGAGGACAUGGUUGUGGUGGCUUGUAUGUUCUGUCUGUAAUAGUAAUUGGUUGAGGACUUGAUGGUGGUGGGCAUAUAUCCGCUGUAGUGUUGACGGGAAUGUAUAUUUGGUGUUGAUGACUUAAACUCAGUCUCGAUCGUCUGAGGGGAUAAAAUGUUGACUUGUAAACGACGGCCUACUUUAACUGGCCUGUAGAUGGUGAUGUCUAGUUAAUUCGACCACUUCAACACAACGUCCAGUUCAUAUGGCCUGGUGUACCAAGAACAGACAGAAGAGAAGCAUUGUGUUUAUGAGUAAGGUCGGAUACAAGAACUAGCUUCUAGAAGUUAAGCACGUACGUGUGACAUUUGUGAAUAACGAAACAAAGAUGGAGGUCGGUGGAAAUACCUGCACUGGACAUAAGCCGAUAAAUGCGCUGUUGAACAAAACAAAAUGUUCUGAGUGCACAGUAAAGAAACAUGAUGUACACAUAUACUGCUGACGAAAUAACAGCAAACAGUACACAUAAACUGCUGACCAGUUUUACAUAAAUAUGUUUAGGUCGCUUUAAUUCACAUCUUUACAUUGUUCUCCGUAGCAAUCAGUCAUACACGCAUGAUACUUAUACAAAAUGUCAGCGUCGUUCGUCUGUGAGACCUAGGAGCCGCUGUGUGAUGGUUCUUUUUCAGAAGUGUUUCAAAUUUACCAAUUUAUGUGUUUACACCUGUACAAUCUGGCGGGGCUACUAAAUGUAAUGGCUGGUCCGCGAUGAGAUGUCGUCACAGACCCUAGGGAUAAUACGAGGGACACGAUGGCGCGGGACCCUUGCAACUAGGGCGGCACACUGUCAAUUAAGAAAUAUGUGCGAGCGUUAAGUCACGUCUUGAAACUAAUGUACCAACUAGUAAUUCGAAUGCACGUUUUUGCAUAAUUGGAUCGUAAGGUAAAAUAUGAAUAUGAUCUUUGCAAUUGAUUCAUUUAACAAGACUCGGUAAAACCAAUUUUGGGCCGAGAAAUUAUUAUCAGGAUUUGCUUAACACAAACUGUACAGAACUUGUUAUGUGCAUGGCGCGCGAAGACUAGUGUGAGCACCAAUAACAGCGCUCUCUAGCAACGCUUAGAGAAACAGUGUAUGCAAGUUUGCAAGCUGGACAAUUAUUUCAAUGUACUUAUAUAUGUUUAUAUGUAUUUAUCCAUCCGUCGACUCAUCCAUGUAUACUCAUUUAAGGUAGAGAGUCCCAGCGCUCUGUGUUGUAUUUCCAACGAGGAAACUGUUCCAAUUUCAAGACGUACAAUGUACACUGUAAAAUUGCUUGCCAAUUUACUAUAUUAAAGAUACAGAUAUUUAAUCAUACUUUCCUAAUUCACAAAACGGGUAUUAUAUCCCUUGAUUACAACAAAGGUAGCUGGUCUACAGCCCUAACGUAAAUCAUAUUUGUUAUGUUCAUACUUUCCUUCAAAAUUGAUGGGAGUAACUUCAAAAUGUUCGAUAUUUCUAAAAAUGGUUCAUAACCAUGUAUUUUCUUUUUAUUUAGAGGAAAUAACAAAUUUAACAAGAACACAGUUUUCCUUAUACGAUAUAAAAGUGUUGGGACCCUCUUCCUUAAUCUUGAACAUUCUAAGGACAAUUUGAUGUACUCGUUAUGAAAACAAUAAUAUGGUCAUGAUUCAACAUCGUAGCCCGUCCAAAGAGCAUAGCCAACAAAUUCUAUUUUAUGUCAUCCUUACUAACAUUAUGUACAUAGUCACUCAUCAGGACUUGUAUAUUUAAGUGUUGUGUUGUACAAGUAUAGAACUAACUAAUCGCGGUGUAUUUCUGUACAUAAUGACAUAACCUAUUGGAAAUGCGUAUUGACUAGGAAAUACUAUUAGCAUGGCAUAUUUACUACUAGCAAGAUCAUUAACAAUAGCCUUUAUAUAUGACAUGCAAACGCUGUUACUUUGAUGUUCAUACAACUUGAAAAUCAUUGUCAUAACUAGCAAUUACAUUUGAAUAUGACGCAUGUCAUCUGAACAGGAAAUAACACUGAACUGUUACUGAAAUGUACACGUUACUACCUUAGAAUAAAGUUAUUUUAAAGGUACAUGUAAACAUGGAGUACACAAGACUCGUAUAUAUCUGUUAACCUAGUGAGCACGUGAUAAGUAUAUGUCAACCUGGUGAAUACGUGACUAGUAUCUGUCAACCUGGUGAACACGUGACUAGUAUCUGGUCAACAUGACAUACACGUGACUUGUAUCUGGUCAACAUGACAUACACGUGACUUGUAUUAAUAUCAAAGUUGUGUACACGUGACUGGUAAUUUAUCUGUCAAUGGUGUACACUUAACUAUAUACACAGUUUCUGUUAAAAUGACGUACACGUGACUGACUUUCUAUAAACAUGGUAUUUAUAUGACCAUUGAAUGUGUGUCAACGUAAAACAAUGUUCCAUUAUGUUUAUGACCAUCAAACCUGAAAAAAAAAUACAAUUAGAUAUGGGCGUAAUGCACUCACACCAAAGCAAAUGUUCAAAGUAAGUGUCAAUGUUUCUAUAUGUGUCUGUCCAAUUAGUAAUACAUCAGGUUGUUGGUGUACAUUUCCAGCAUGUGUAAUUGUCUACAAUGUUGUAUAUGUGUUUAUAUCUCAGUUUUUCUACCAACAUGACUUUUUUUGUAGAAUGUAUAAUGUAUUUUAGGUGAAGAGAAAAUACAAACACCUGAAUUUACACAUAGAUCCUACAUAUAUAGCACGUUCAUUGUUGAUAAUUCACCCUGUAUUUGAUAGUUUGUGGCGUGAAUCUCCUUUCUGAAAUAAUUAAACAUAAGGAAACAGGUAGAACAUCUCUGCUAAACAAUAUUUUUGGUUAAUUAAGUGAUACGACAUAUUAUGAUUUGAUUGUUUUAAGGGCAACAAUACCACAGAUUACGGGUUGUAUAUGUACCGCAAGUAUCGCAUAUCGUUCGGUAACAAUGUAUUUGUUCAGAUAAACCCCAGCACGUCUACUGGUUACACUACAUACCAGUUGUCAACGUACACCUCAACACGUGUACAUUGUACUGGUUACGCUACACCAGUUGUCAACGUACACCCCAGCACGUGUACUGGUUACGAUACACCAGUUGUAAACGUACACCUCAGCACGUCUACUGGUCACGCUAUACCAGUUGUCAACGUACAUCCCAGCACGUGUACUGGUUACGCUAAACCAGUUGUAAACUAACACCCAAGCACGUGUACUUGUUACAUUACAUCAUUUGUCAACGUACACCUCAACACGUGUACUGGUUACGAUACACCCGUUGUAAACGUACAUCCCAGCACGUGUACUGGUUACGAUACACCCGUUGUAAACGUACACCCCAGCACGUGUACUUGUUACGUUACACCAUUUGUCAACGUAGAAUCACGCACUGACAAUGGUGAAACCAUAUUAGAUGUCAUCUGAGCACGUGUAUUGGUGACGCUACAUCAGUUGCCAAGGUAGACCCAUGCACGUGCACUGUUAUGAACCUUAUAAGUUGUCACCCUAGAUCUCAGCACGUAUAUACUGUUUAUAAGUUUUCUUUAAAUUUCUCAUUGCAAAUUUCAGUUGAACAUCAGCUAUACCAGAUUGUUCACUAAACUGUAUGUCAAUGUUUGUUACUGAUGUCCGAAACUAUGGAACCAUUAUAAAGAUCCCGUCAGCCUUAGAUUCCAUGUGCCAUCCAUUUGUGCGUUUGAGGUAAUCUGAAGUUCUGUACAAUCAGUGCUACUGUUUCGCCAGCUAGCACUUAUUGUAAUGUACACAGCACUUACAGGAGAUAAAGCAAUACAGCGCCCAAUCCUAUAUUUUACAUUUUGGACGCCAGUGUUCUUAUUCUUAUGCAUCAUGGAGCCACAUUUUUUAUAUUCGACAUAUGUGUAGAACUGUGAAUACUAGUACCUGUAUUGUAACAUAUAUGUGCCCGCUGAAGUGCACACUUGUACGUGCUUACAGUAUGGAACCUCGUACAAACAUGCGCCAUUGGUACAUUGUACGUAUUGUUAUAAAUCCGUACGUCUAUACAGAACAUUGCUCUCAAAAGUGGCUAUCUACUUUUCCUAUUUGUUCAUAUGUAUGUGGACGUAUAUAUGUUAAUACAUCGUACAUGGAAUCAUGUUUUUGAUGAUGAAGACGUGUUAAUGAAGGUACGUCGUAUUAUACAUGUACAGAUGACGGCACGUUCUAUUGGUACACGCGCAUGCCCUAACGUCGUACUUGCUCGAGUGUUUAUGUCACUACAUGUGUAUAUGUACACGCGCAUGCCGAUACGUCGUAUCAGCACACGUGUGCUUUGCUACGCCAUAUUCAUGCAUACGUGUGUAUUUCAAUAGUGCGUAUAUUGUACAGUUGUCAGGCUGUACGUCCAAUGAUCCAUUAAAUGAUCACAAAACACACCUGAUUUCAAAGAGCUGUGUUCUCGUCUCUUUAAAGGCGCAAUUGUAUUAUAUAUUCUUGUAGAAUCUGAUUCUAUUUUGUAUUAUAUACGAGCAGGUUUAAUGUAAGUUAUCUGCAGAAAUAAUCACUGCAUUAAUGUUCCUUGGUUAUACUGCAUGCUGAACACACGAACAACUCUCUCUACUUAAUGUGUACGCGAGAUAACAAAUCGAAAUAAAAAUAAUCAAGAAA
Molecule: messenger RNA, 6702 nt
Organism: Mizuhopecten yessoensis (Yesso scallop)
Lineage: Eukaryota; Metazoa; Mollusca; Bivalvia; Pectinida; Pectinidae
Product: neuronal acetylcholine receptor subunit alpha-5-like
Exons: 8
Coding region: 413-1945 (510 amino acids)
Biological process (GO): regulation of membrane potential; signal transduction; monoatomic ion transmembrane transport
Cellular component (GO): synapse; postsynaptic membrane; neuron projection
Molecular function (GO): acetylcholine-gated monoatomic cation-selective channel activity; transmembrane signaling receptor activity
Source: RefSeq, a predicted model, not a curated record